GGCGCGCGCCCGCCGUCACGUGACGCCGUGGCGGGCUCCUCGAAGCGGCAGCGGAACCCGCGAGCGGGCCGGGGGUGGCGGUGCCGGUGCCGGGGCUGGCCCCGCCGCUGGUGAGGCUGCUCUGAAUCCUUGGUUCGAUGGCGAUGCAGAUGCAGCUGGAAGCAAGUGCAGACACCUCAGCAGAAGAUGAGAGCUUUGGGCCACAGCUCAUAUCCAGGUUAGAGCAAUGUGGGAUAAAUGCAAAUGAUGUGAAGAAGUUAGAAGAGGCUGGAUUUCACACAGUUGAGGCUGUUGCCUACGCACCAAAGAAGGAGCUACUGAACAUCAAAGGCAUCAGUGAAGCCAAAGCUGACAAGAUCUUGGCUGAGGCAGCUAAACUGGUUCCAAUGGGUUUCACCACGGCAACAGAGUUCCACCAGCGAAGGUCAGAGAUCAUCCAGAUCACCACUGGGUCCAAGGAACUCGAUAAGCUCCUUCAGGGAGGGGUAGAAACAGGAUCCAUAACAGAGCUGUUUGGGGAGUUCCGCACUGGGAAAACACAGCUGUGCCAUACCCUGGCAGUCACCUGUCAGCUUCCCAUCGACCGAGGUGGUGGCGAAGGCAAAGCCAUGUACAUCGACACCGAGGGCACCUUCCGCCCAGAGCGGCUGCUGGCUGUGGCUGAGAGGUAUGGCUUGUCUGGCAGCGACGUCCUGGACAACGUGGCCUACGCCCGAGGUUUUAACACAGACCACCAGACCCAGCUGCUCUACCAGGCCUCUGCUAUGAUGGCUGAGUCACGGUACGCGCUGCUGAUCGUGGACAGUGCCACGGCGCUGUACCGCACGGACUACUCGGGCAGGGGGGAGCUGUCGGCCCGGCAGAUGCACCUGGCCAGGUUUCUGCGCAUGCUCCUUCGCCUGGCAGAUGAGUUUGGCGUGGCAGUGGUGAUCACCAACCAAGUGGUAGCUCAGGUCGAUGGAGCAGCCAUGUUUGCUGCAGACCCUAAGAAACCCAUUGGAGGAAAUAUCAUAGCCCACGCUUCCACUACCAGGCUGUACCUGCGGAAGGGCCGAGGCGAGACCAGGAUCUGUAAGAUCUACGACUCUCCUUGCCUGCCCGAGGCCGAGGCCAUGUUUGCCAUCAACGCUGACGGAGUGGGAGAUGCUAAAGACUGAAGACUCCACUGCAUCUCCUGCCUAACCCAAGACUAGGUGCCCAUAAAAGGCUCCUUUCUUCAUAGCACCUUAAGGGUGCUUUCCCAAGGUGGCUGCUGUUGAGACGCUGGCAGAGGAAUCUGUUGGGUUUCAUGGAAGACCCUCAGGUGAAGACACCUUGGCACCCACCUGGAGGUGUUGCUUGGAGAUCUUCCCUUGGGCUCCUGUCACCUGUUAGAUUAACGUGGCUCCUCGAGGACAGUUGAGAGGACCACGACCUGCCUGUUUUCCUCACAGCUCUUGUUCCAGCUGGGUUCUACCAGUGGGCAUAGCUCAAUAAGGCCCAAGGGUGUGUGGCUGUGGUUCAUCACCUGGGGAGUUGGGAGGGGCAUGGGUGGGGUUGCCCAAUAAAAGUGAUGACUGAAUGAUUCUUGGGUUGCUUUAAUGAUCAAACAAACCAGGUUGGUAUUCCACAGAGAACUGGGCAUGGUGCCCACAACCCCUGCUCCUGACCUUCAUUUGCCUUUGGAGUCUACAAUGUGCUGCACUUGAGGGACUUCAUUUACAGUUCAGUGCUGCCUCUUCUGCCUUUUUUUUUUUAAUUGAUUUUUCUUUGACUUCAUUUCAUUAAUUCUCUGUGACAAAUCUGCUUUCAAUAAAAAGGACCAUGAAAAUA
Messenger RNA from Pogoniulus pusillus (Red-fronted tinkerbird), 1812 nucleotides. It is a transcript of the gene RAD51, whose product is annotated as RAD51 recombinase. The coding region runs from base 138 to 1157 and encodes 339 amino acids. Lineage: Eukaryota; Metazoa; Chordata; Aves; Piciformes; Lybiidae. Gene Ontology annotation, molecular function: ATP-dependent DNA damage sensor activity; ATP binding; single-stranded DNA binding. The transcript is spliced from 10 exons. Gene Ontology annotation, biological process: DNA recombinase assembly; reciprocal meiotic recombination; chromosome organization involved in meiotic cell cycle. Gene Ontology annotation, cellular component: condensed nuclear chromosome. The record is from RefSeq and is a predicted model, not a curated record.